AUGCGUUCAUUUGUCGUCGCCGUUUUGUUCUUUGCUGGCAUCCUUGCCUACAGCAAUGCCAUUCCCCAGUAUGGACUGAACGAAGCGCUCAUUGAUCUGGCCAAAGAGUUGGCCAAGGAGGAUAGGAACAGUACCAUUAAAUUUGGCAACAAUACCGUUAUCAUAACAGGUAUAGCCAAUUCGAAUGCUAAUAUCAAUCGGAUACCCAACCAGAGGCCACAGAAAAAUGAGCAACCUUCUUCUAAUGGAUGGAAUUACGGCAGUUGGAACUAUUAUCCUGGUUACGGUUUCUGGCGUACUGCCGUAAAGCAGAAUGAAACAGAAUCCAUUGAGGAUAUUAUGUCUAUGAGUGAUGCUGAUAUGAAAGCUGAAGAGGAGGAUGAUCAAGAAGAGGCAUCUUUGGAUAAAGAAUCCGAAGAGGACGACAAAAGACACCCAAACCUUCAGUCCGAUGAGGUUAGCGAAGAGGAACUUAGCCAUGAGAACGACACUCAGGAGGAUGAGGAGCCCGAGGACAGUCAGGAGUAA
Molecule: messenger RNA, 528 nt
Organism: Drosophila willistoni
Lineage: Eukaryota; Metazoa; Arthropoda; Insecta; Diptera; Drosophilidae
Gene: EAChm
Product: retrotransposon Gag-like protein 5
Exons: 1
Coding region: 1-528 (175 amino acids)
Source: RefSeq, a predicted model, not a curated record